CACCUCCACGUUCACCUUGCGCGCGGCCGCCUCCCCAUUGCGCCUUUCCUUCGCCUUCCCCUCGCCCGCCACUCGCCCUCUCCUCGGCCUCUCUCCUCCGCUCGCCUACCUGUCCAUCGUGCUAUUCAGACAGUCUGCUAUCCCUUCCACUUGUACACAUACACGCCAAGCUAAACCUACUCGCUCCCUUCCACCACCACAACCGUCAUGGCCACCGACCAAGCUGCUGCCAAAAAGACGCUGCAGGCGCUCGCCAAGCGCGAGGACCUGGGCAACAAGGCGUGCGUCGACUGCGGGAACCCUAACCCGCAAUGGGCGAGCAUCAGCUUCGCGGUGCUGCUCUGCCUGCAGUGCGCGGGGACGCACAGAGGGUUUGGGGUGCAUAUUAGCUUCGUCCGGAGUAUCACGAUGGAUACCUGGACGGAGGACCAGCUGAAGCGGAUGGGGGCUGGCGGGAAUAAGCCUUUCAAGGACUUCAUGGCUGCGUAUGGUCCGCAGGGAGGAUAUGCACCAGGUGCCAGUCCUCACGAGACGUACCACUGCUGGGCAGCGACAGAGUACAAGGCAAAGCUCGACGCCGAUCUCGCUGGCAAACCCUUUACACCCUCCGCACCACCAGCAGGCGCGAACACACCCACGAGCGCUGGUCUCCGCAAAUCGCGUGCAUCCUCUGGAAGGACCGGCUCCCCCGCUUUUGGCCGCACUGUAUCUCCCGCCCCAGGAUCUACUUCCCCCAACGCACCAGGAACGCCCACGCCAGGCGGCAGCGGCAACGAGUCCUACUUCGCUCGCCUAGGCGCUGCUAAUGCUUCGCGUUCUGCCGACCUCCCACCUUCGCAAGGCGGGCGCUAUACCGGCUUCGGGUCCACGCCGUCGCCAGAAUCCAACCCCUCACACCCCGCCUUCGGCCUGAGUUCGCGCGCCGCCCCCUCAUUGCAAGACCUUCAGCAGGACCCCGUUGGCGCGCUCGGCAAGGGCUGGUCGCUCUUCAGCGCCGCCGUGAGUGCCGCGGCAGGAACUGGUCUCGCCGUCGCCGGACAAGGUCUCGCCGCCGUGCAGGACCCCGCCUUCCAGGGCCGCGUGAAGGGCUACGUGAACUCUGCGGGCGAGUACGUGACGACGGCGGGCAGCGCCGCGAACGACUGGAGUCGCACACAGUUUGGCGUCGACGUGGGGGGAGCGGUGAGGGAGAGGCUGGGCGGCGCGGGCGGGGGAGGGUACGGUAGUGGGUACUCCAGCCUCGGGGGUGGGCCCAACAGGACGAGCGGAUGGGAGCACGAGGAAUCGUCGGCGCUGUAUCGUGAUGAGGACGAUGAGCUGUUCACGGAGUACAAGCGCGCGCAGGCGGCGGCGAAUGCGGCACCUCCGGCUGCCACCACGAGCGCCGCGGCUGCGAAGCCUGCACCGAAGAAGGAUGAGUGGGAUGAUGAUUGGAAGGAUUUCUAGAGCGCUGGGAGGAUAUCCAGUGAGGAUAUCUUGAGCGCGAGAAUGAUGUCGCUCUACGACCAUAUAGCCAUACCCGUCUACGAUAGUGUCCCUGCAUAUUUAUUGGGAGGAGGAUCACUCGGAAUAGCGUAUGCGAUAUUACAGUCGAGAUGGGCGGCGAUGGGGAACGUGUCUACAGAUAAGAUUAGAUAGCUGUGUGAUGGCGCGCUUCCCCAAUUCAAGUCGGCAUCAGCUCCUUCCUGAACCAU
This is a messenger RNA of Schizophyllum commune H4-8, 1694 nucleotides long. RefSeq names its product ArfGap-domain-containing protein. The record is from RefSeq and is a predicted model, not a curated record. The transcript has 4 exons. Gene Ontology annotation, molecular function: GTPase activator activity. Lineage: Eukaryota; Fungi; Basidiomycota; Agaricomycetes; Agaricales; Schizophyllaceae. The coding region runs from base 208 to 1446 and encodes 412 amino acids. Gene Ontology annotation, biological process: regulation of endocytosis; regulation of ARF protein signal transduction. Gene Ontology annotation, cellular component: Golgi membrane.